AUGAAAUAAUGCUCACAUUCUGAUUUCGUAGUGAACUCUUUCAGCUUCUUCACCCACUUCCAUUUCAAAUCCCUUUUCUACAUUAUAUAUAAAUACUGCAUUUAUCUUUGCUCCCAUUCACCUUUCAUUCACAGCUUUUCUGGGAUGCAUUUCGGUAGAAGUGAGAGAGCUCCUCUGUUAGACCGAGGAGGGAGAAGAAAGGCGAAUGGAAACACAGAUGAUAAUUUGACAGACCUUGAGCAUGGGGAUGCAAUACCGGCUGCAAAUGUGAGUUUCACUAGAGUACUCUCACUUGCAAAGCCUGAUGCAGGGAAACUUAUAGUAGCAACGAUUGCUCUCUUGAUUGCAUCCACUUCAAGCAUACUGAUUCCAAAGUUCGGAGGGAGGAUAAUCGAUAUUGUAUCGGGAGAUAUUGGAAUGCCGGAACAAAAAGUUGAAGCAUUAGCUGCAAUUAGAAACACCAUACUAGACAUUUUUCUGAUUGUUAUAGUCGGUUCAGUUUGCACCGCACUCCGAGCGUGGUUAUUUUCUUCAGCUAGUGAAAGGGUCGUCGCUCGACUGAGAAAGAACUUGUUUAGUCAUCUUAUUAACCAGGAGAUAGCCUUCUUCGAUAUUACUCGAACAGGUGAACUUUUGAGCAGGCUAUCGGAAGAUACGCAGAUCAUUAAGAAUGCUGCAACUACCAAUCUCUCCGAGGCCCUAAGAAACUUGUCGACUACAUUCAUUGGCCUCGGUUUCAUGUUUGCAACAUCUUGGAAACUAACAUUGCUGGCUUUGGUUGUUGUUCCUGCAAUUUCUAUUGCUGUUCGUCAAUUCGGUCGCUUUCUUCGCGAACUCUCUCACAAGACUCAAGUGGCAGCUGCAGCAGCUGCUUCGGUUGCUGAGGAAUCAUUUGGAGCAAUUCGAACGGUGAGAUCUUUUGCACAGGAAGAGUAUGAGAUAUCUCGUUACUCUCAGAAAGUGGACGAGACACUGAAUCUUGGACUUAAACAAGCAAAAGUGGUCGGACUCUUCUUCGGAGGUCUAAAUGCUGCAUCAACGUUAUCAGUUAUCGUGGUAGUUAUAUAUGGAGCUAAUUUGACAAUCACAGGCUUGAUGACCCCUGGUGCUCUGACGUCCUUCAUUCUUUAUAGUCUCACGGUUGGAUCCUCUGUGUCCGGACUCUCAGGGUUAUACACUGUUGCAAUGAAAGCUGCAGGAGCAAGCAGGCGUGUUUUCCAGCUUCUGGAUCGAGUCUCAUCGAUGCCAAAAUCAGGAAAUAAGUGUCCAUUGGGUGAUCAAGAUGAAGUACAGUUGGACGAUGUCUGGUUUGCCUAUCCUUCCCGUCCGAACCAUAUGGUACUCAAGGGAAUAACACUUAAACUGCAACCAGGAUCAAAAGUUGCUCUUGUUGGCCCUAGUGGUGGAGGAAAAAGCACGAUCGCAAACUUGAUCGAAAGAUUUUAUGAUCCAAUUAAGGGAAAAAUUCUAUUGAAUGGGGUUCCUUUGCUAGAAAUAUCACAUGAACAUCUUCAUAGAAAGAUCAGCAUAGUAAGCCAGGAACCUGUCCUUUUCAACUGCUCAAUAGAGAAAAACAUAGCUUACGGAUGCGAAGGCCGAGUCAAUAUUACCGAUAUUGAAAACGCAGCAAAAAUGGCCAAUGCACAUGAAUUCAUAUCGAAGUUCCCAGACAAGUAUCAAACUCAUGUCGGAGAGCGCGGAGUACGACUUUCUGGUGGACAGAAGCAGAGGGUAGCGAUAGCGAGAGCAUUACUGAUGGAUCCAAAGAUUCUCCUACUUGAUGAAGCCACAAGUGCUCUAGAUGCUGAAAGCGAAUACCUCGUGCAGGAUGCCAUGGAUUCUCUGAUGAAGGGAAGAACAGUUUUAGUGAUAGCUCAUCGGCUAUCAACGGUCCAAAGUGCAGAUACUGUGGCAGUUGUUUCUGAUGGCCAAAUUGUUGAAAGUGGCAACCAUGAAGAGCUUCUUAGCAAAGACGGUGUUUACACUGCAUUAGUCCGAAGACAAUUACAGGCAACUAAAACAAACUUGUAGAUUGAAUUAUAUGUAUGCAAAAAAUUGGCGCAUGUUAUUCCGAUUUAGUCGCAAGUACAAUUUAUGGAUAUGUGUCAGAUAUGUUCAUUUUCAA
Messenger RNA from Gossypium raimondii (Peruvian cotton), 2125 nucleotides. Its product is annotated as ABC transporter B family member 25. The record is from RefSeq and is a predicted model, not a curated record. Gene Ontology annotation, cellular component: membrane. Bases 145 to 2031 code for a protein of 628 amino acids. Gene Ontology annotation, molecular function: ATP binding; ABC-type oligopeptide transporter activity; ATP hydrolysis activity. NCBI's taxonomy places the organism in Eukaryota, Viridiplantae, Streptophyta, Magnoliopsida, Malvales, Malvaceae. The transcript is spliced from 17 exons. Gene Ontology annotation, biological process: transmembrane transport.